AUGUCAAAAUCAAAUUUUGAACAAUAUCAUAAAAAUAUUAUUCUACCAAAUAAACAUCGAAUAAACUAUCUUCGUUUAUCAAAUGCAUUUACAGUUGAUAUUAUUUUCUCACCACCACGUCUUAUUUCAAAAUUUCUUCAACUUGAAACAUUAGUUUUUGAUAAUAUCAAUGCAAGAUAUCUUAAUAAUAUUCUUCAUCAUCUAAUUAUUUUACCACAUUUACAUUCAUUAACUAUUAAUCUAAUUGAUUAUAUUCAAAAUUCAACUCUUUUUUAUCUUCAAUUAUUUCGUUUAUCUAAAUUAAAAUAUUGUAAAAUUCAAUUUGAAUCAAAAGAUGAUGAACAAUUAUUACCUCGAUUUGAUUAUCUUAAUGGAAUUGAUUUCAAAGAUAUAGAAUUAUAUCCAUUGUUAUUAGAAUAUUUAAAAUAUGUUUCACUUGAACUUGAUUUAGUUUAUUUUAAUCGAUUUGAACAAUUAAUUAAAAAUUUCUUUUAUCAUGUCGAAAUUUUACAUUUUACAUCAAAAUAUUAUUCUAGAUAUUUAGAUGCAGAACUAUGGGAAAAAUUAAUUACAUCUUAUAUGCCAUAUUUACGUAUUUUUGAUAUUAAUCAUGAUGGUUCUAUACAACAUAAUCUUUCAAGAUAUCAUAAUUGGAUAAAUCAAUUUAAUUCUUCAUUUUGGACUGAAAAACAAUGGUUUUUUACACAUCAACAUGAUUGUCAAGAUACUAUUGGAAGUGGAAUCUUUUAUUCAACAAAUCCAUAUCGAAGAAAAGAGAAUACAUUUUUUUGGAAAUUAGAUAAAAAAUUUUGUUCAGAUUAUCAACAAACAAAUUUUAGUUCUGUUAAACAUGUUCGUGUUUCUGGUUUAGUAGCAUCUAAGACUUCUGUAAAUUAUUUUUCUAAUGCUACUCAAUUGACUAUUAAACAUGAUUUAGAAACACUUCCUCAUUCAAUUUCAACAGUUCUCAUACGGUGGGAAAAUUUUGUUAUUAUUAAAUAA
This is a messenger RNA of Rotaria sordida, 1002 nucleotides long. The record is from the annotation of a GenBank genome assembly. Lineage: Eukaryota; Metazoa; Rotifera; Eurotatoria; Philodinida; Philodinidae.